AUGACCCUAGCUUGCUGUGGCGUCCACAGUUUCCUGCUCCGCCUUUCCAACCAUCCCAGGUGGGGCUACUAUCAAGGCCCCCGCUGUCGGGCUCUCCUCUUCUGGCUUUUGCUCCUGUGUUUGCCCUGCUGUAUCCAGCCAACUACCUUCAAGGUGGGCGUGAUGGGCCCCUGGAACUGUGACUCCAUCUAUGCCAGAGCCUACCCUGACGCAGCCGCCAAGUUGGCCAUUGGCCGCAUCAACAGCGACUCGACUGUAAACCAGGGUUAUUGGUUCGAUUACAUCCUCCUCAGUGAAGAGUGCCAGGCGGCGAAGGCCCUGGUGGGGUUUGUCAACUCGGAGCGUUACGCCUCUGGCUUUGUAGGCCCGGUCAACCCAGCGACCUGUGAGGCGGCUGGGCUGCUUGGCAGAGCCUGGAACAAGCCCGUCUUCUCCUGGGCUUGCUUGACUGAUGAUGCUGAGGUGGAACGUUUUGGUACCUUUGCUCGGCCGUUGCCACAGGCCUCCGCCGUGCUCUACACUGUGUUCAAGUACUUCCGGUGGGCUCACGUGGCUGUAGUAACCUCUGAGCAGGACUUCUGGGUGGAAGUUGGCCAAGCCCUGGCCGAUUCACUGCGUAACUUUGGCCUCCCUGUCAGUGUAGUGGCCACCAUGGAGAAUGAGCCCGAUGGAGCACGGGAUGCCCUGCGCAGGAUCCAGAAGACCCAUGAUGUACGAGUGGUCAUCAUGUGUAUGCACUCUGUCCUGUUGGGUGGGGAGGAGCAGCGCCUCCUGUUGGAGCAGGCCGAGGACCUGGACAUGACAGACGGGAGCUACGUUUUCAUCCCCUACGACGCCCUGACUUACAGCAUGCCCUACCAGAAGGAGUCCUACACUGUCCUGGAUGACAGUAUCAAACUGCGCUUGGCAUACGACGCGGUGCUCACGGUCACCGUCGACUCACCGGAACAAUCCUUCCGGCAGGCCUUCCGGGAGGCUCAGGAGAAAAGGGAGAUUCCUGGCCACCUUGAUGCCGACCAGGCACACCCUCUCUUUGGUACCAUUUUUAACUCCAUCUACUUCAUGGCCAAGGCAGUGGAGAGCACGCGUAUGUCCGGCAAGUGGGUCAUGGGUACCAGCAUUGCCGAACACGCCAAGGACUUUGAGCUGGAGGGUUUCAGCCAGACAGUGUCAGCUGAUGAAUAUGGAGACGCCGUGGUGCCCUACGUCAUCCUGGACACGGACGGCAAGGGCAACCGUCUUUGGCCCACCUACAGCGUGGACGUGGCUGCUGGAACCCUCCGCUACGUCGGCCACACCGUUCAUUGGCCUCACAGUUCCAGUCCAGACACGGACUCCAACUGCUGGUUUGACUCCGUCAGCAUCUGCACUGGAGGAGUGAAUGCCGGUUUCAUCCUCUUCCUAUUUCUAGCGGUUAUUGGCUUGGUCAUGGGUGGAGUGGCCCUUGCUUUCCAUCUCAGGCGCAAGUUUCAACACGCCCAACUCAUGAAGGGACCCAACAAGAUUGUUCUCACCAUGGAUGACUUGACCUUCAUUAAUACCCAGAGCAGCAAGAAGAAAAUGGACGACAGCCACCCCAGUCUUGGAGGACGAAGCAUGGUGGACAUGAAAAGCAUCAAGAGUGUGGCCGCGAACGCGGAAAACACCAACGUUGCUGUGGCGGAGGGCGAUGACAAGCAAAAAGCCAGCAGCCACGUCCCCUUGCUUCUCCUUUUGUUUAACACCCAAGGCAUAAUAGCCGCGGUCCAGGGUGACUGGGUAUGGUUGAAGAAAUUCCCAGGAGAAAAGCACAUUGAAAUCAAACCUGCUACCAAAACAGCUUUUUGCAAGCUCCGGGAUCUGCGCCAUGAAAACGUGAACCUUUUCUUGGGCUUCUUCCACGACUGUGGCAUCUUUGCCAUCGUCUCUGAGCACUGCACACGGGGGAGCCUUGAAGAUCUUAUCCGCAAUGAGGAUAUGAAGUUGGACUGGAUGUUCAAGUCAUCGUUGCUGCUGGACCUGAUUAAGGGGAUGAAAUACCUACACCAUCAUGAAUUUCCGCACGGGCGGCUGAAGUCUCGGAACUGCGUGGUGGAUGGCCGCUUUGUCCUGAAGGUCACGGAUCAUGGCUACAAUGAGCUACUAGAGGCCCAGAAGAUCAUCCGAGAACCCAUGAAGCCCGAGGACCGGUUCUGGACGGCACCGGAGCUGUUGCGGGAUUCAUCGCAGGAACGAAAAGGCACCUUCCGGGGAGAUGUUUACAGUAUCUCCAUAAUUAUGCAGGAAGUCAUCUGCCGUGCUGCCCCCUACUGCAUGCUGGAUAUGAGCCCCGAAGAGAUCAUCAAGAAAGUCGAGAAGCCACCGCCGCUUUGCCGGCCCUCCGUUUCGGUAGAUCAAGCUCCGAUGGAGUGCAUCCAGCUGAUGAAACAGUGCUGGAGCGAACAGCCUGAAAGAAGGCCAAGCAUCAAUCAAAUUUUCGACCAGUUUAAGAGCAUCAACAAAGGUCGGAAGACAAACAUUAUCGACUCCAUGCUGCGCAUGUUGGAGCAGUACUCCAGCAACUUGGAGGACUUGAUCCGGGAGCGAACGGAAGAGCUGGAGGUUGAGAAGCAGAAGACGGACAAGUUGCUAACGCAGAUGCUGCCCCCUUCUGUGGCCGAGGCCCUGAAGACGGGACAACCGGUAGAGCCAGAGUACUUUGAGGAGGUGACCUUGUACUUCAGUGACAUUGUGGGCUUCACCACCAUCUCGGCCAUGAGUGAGCCCAUUGAGGUGGUCGACCUUCUCAACGAUCUUUACAGCCUCUUCGACGCCAUCAUCGGCUCCCACGAUGUCUAUAAGGUGGAGACCAUCGGGGAUGCCUACAUGGUCGCUUCGGGACUGCCCAAACGCAACGGGAACCGGCACGCAGGGGAGAUCGCCAACAUGUCGCUGGACAUCCUCAGCGCCGUUGGCUCCUUCAGGAUGCGUCACAUGCCAGAAGUGCCCGUACGGAUUCGCAUCGGCCUGCACUCAGGGCCUUGCGUGGCUGGCGUGGUGGGACUCACGAUGCCACGAUAUUGUCUCUUUGGGGACACGGUCAACACUGCCUCGCGGAUGGAGUCCACAGGCCUGCCUUAUCGAAUCCACGUCAACAUACGCACAGUUGAGAUCCUGCAUUCGCUCAAAGAGGGCUUCAAGUUGGAUCUCCGGGGCAAAACGGAGCUCAAGGGAAAAGGCGUCGAAGAGACGUUUUGGCUCUCUGGCCGUCAAGGCUUCAACAAGCCCAUCCCUACGCCCCCUGACCUGCAGCCAGGUGCAAGCAACCAUGGGAUCAGCUUGGAGGAGAUUCCUGAAGACCGGAAAAAGAAACUACAGAAAGCACGUCCGGGGAUGUUCUAG
Messenger RNA from Elgaria multicarinata webbii, 3360 nucleotides. It is a transcript of the gene GUCY2D, whose product is annotated as guanylate cyclase 2D, retinal. The coding region runs from base 1 to 3360 and encodes 1119 amino acids. The record is from RefSeq and is a predicted model, not a curated record. The transcript is spliced from 19 exons. Gene Ontology annotation, biological process: receptor guanylyl cyclase signaling pathway; intracellular signal transduction; cGMP biosynthetic process. Gene Ontology annotation, cellular component: plasma membrane. Gene Ontology annotation, molecular function: protein kinase activity; guanylate cyclase activity; peptide receptor activity. Lineage: Eukaryota; Metazoa; Chordata; Lepidosauria; Squamata; Anguidae.